GUCUGAAUAUGUCUAAGAGAAUGCUGAAACAAUUGAUAAACUUUUUUGUUUGAUCUUAGCAGUACUGGAACCGCUGAUCAUCAAUCCAGAGACAUAUCCUCCAAUUCUAGUGAUGAUUAUCGAAGCCAAGUGCGAAAAGAAAUGAAAGAACAGUUGGAGCUUUCAAUUCAUAGGCGAGAGGAGCUUGAAAAUGAGAUUACGAUCAUUGGAGACAAAAUUGAAGCUAAAAAGCUUCUUAUUUCAGAUCUACAAAAGAAAUCUCAGGAACUAGAGGAUUCUUUGGCAAAUGCUAAGAAGGUCACUUCUCAGCAGCAGUCAAUGCUAAUGAAGCUGCAUAGUUGUUAUCUUCAAUCUCAAGACUUAGCUGACAGACUCAAGAGCUCUGAGCAAGAACUGCAGUCACUUGUUGAUGCUGCAACCUCUGAAGUCGAUGUGGGUAAGGAUGCCAAUGCAAGAGAUGGAUCAGUUUAUGCUAUUGAGAAGGUAUGACAUAUCCAACACAGUUGGGACAUUUUUGCCCGUCCUUUCUGAUUUGGGUUGUCUGUAAACUGUGACACUGAAGAUUGAUUAGUUUAAUCUGUGUUUUCUCUGUAUUUGUUACUAAAUAGCAAGUUCUGUACUCUUAACUAAAUAGUGACUUGUGUUCAAAACUAGAUUUUGUGAUA
Molecule: messenger RNA, 665 nt
Organism: Zingiber officinale
Lineage: Eukaryota; Viridiplantae; Streptophyta; Magnoliopsida; Zingiberales; Zingiberaceae
Exons: 6
Coding region: 142-489 (115 amino acids)
Source: RefSeq, a predicted model, not a curated record